This is a messenger RNA of Dicentrarchus labrax (European seabass), 4587 nucleotides long. RefSeq names its product membrane-bound transcription factor peptidase, site 1 (gene mbtps1). The transcript has 23 exons. NCBI's taxonomy places the organism in Eukaryota, Metazoa, Chordata, Actinopteri, Moronidae. Gene Ontology annotation, biological process: proteolysis. Gene Ontology annotation, cellular component: Golgi apparatus. Bases 571 to 3909 code for a protein of 1112 amino acids. Gene Ontology annotation, molecular function: serine-type endopeptidase activity. The record is from RefSeq and is a predicted model, not a curated record.
CAUCCGGUCUUAACCAGACGUCAGUGGUCCACUGUGCUGCGGCUGUAGCGUUCACUGACUUUACUGCUAGCUUUUGUUCGGUGGACAUUAAACCAGCUAGUAGCUCCCGCUUAUCAGCUCAUGAACAAGCAGACAGUGAGCGAUACAAACAAAUAACCGUGAGGGGCGAGCCGUCGUUCUGCUCGAUAAAACAGGAAGGACUGCAGUGGAACUCUAAACUGACACCAGCAUCUUCCUCUAUCACUGCUCCCACCCUCCUCCCAUCCACCCGCUGCUCUUACUGGUUGCCUCCACCUCUGCUUAACAUGGCAACUAUCUUCCCACUCUGGCAGUGCCACUGACCUCCACCCUGGACUACCACCAUGGAGAGGAAACGCAGAAAGAAAUUAAUCUAGCUGCGCAGGCCGUUUGCAGAAUGGACUCAUUUUUAGAGCUUUGGACCUGAAAUGCUCUGUCGCAAUCCCUGAACCACGUUUUAGCUGCUCUUUUUUUGUCUGAAACAGCACGCCUGCUGCUAAAGUUUCAACGGGCCUGCUCAAAUUGAUAGUUUACACUACGUCACAACUCAAAAUGCUCCUGCUUCCUGUGUGGGCAUCCAUGCUUCUGGGGCUGUUGGUGGGCUUCCUGCCUUUGGUGGGGAUGGAGCCAACAGGAGGAGCCAAAUCUGGCUCUGACCACACCCCCAACUCAGAGCCCCUCCCUUCAUCAUCUGGCUCCAACUGCUCCGAGUUAACCCUCAAACUGGAGUUCUCAUCCAAGGUGGUGGAACACGAGUACAUCAUAGGAUUUACAGGGUACUUCUCGGCCAAAGCUCGCAGCCUGUACAUCAGCAGCGCCCUGCGGAACGCCGGGGACGGAGCGCUGGAGUGGCACAUUGUUCCCAGAGAAAACCCUGCCUCCGACUUCCCCAGUGACUUUGAGCUGGUCCACAUCCGUCAAGCUUCACCCAGCAGCCUGCUGACCUUAGAGGACCACCCUUACAUCAAGAGGGUGACACCGCAACGCAAAGUGUUCCGCAUGCUCAAAUACUUUCCCUCCCCUGAACCUGCCGCACCCUGCAACGCCACCCGUGGGACGCAGAAAUGGCAGUCGUGGCAGUCGUCCCGCCCUUUCCGACGAACCAGCCUGUCACUGGCCUCAGGUUUCUGGCACGCCACCGGUCGCCACUCCAGCCGGCGUCUGCUACGGGCCAUCCCCCGCCAUGUCGCCCAGAUCCUGCAGGCAGAUGUUCUCUGGCAGAUGGGACACACCGGCUCUGGUGUGAAGGUGGCAGUGUUUGAUACAGGCCUGAGUGAGAAGCAUCCACAUUUUAAAAACGUAAAGGAAAGGACCAACUGGACUAAUGAGAAGACACUGGAUGAUGGUCUGGGCCACGGUACAUUUGUGGCAGGAGUGAUAGCCAGUAUGAGGGAGUGUCAGGGCUUUGCCCCAGACUCAGAGCUGCACAUCUUCAGAGUAUUCACCAACAACCAGGUAUCGUACACCUCGUGGUUCCUGGAUGCUUUCAACUACGCCAUCCUCAAGAAGAUUGAUGUGCUCAACCUCAGCAUCGGGGGGCCUGACUUCAUGGACCACCCCUUUGUCGACAAGGUUUGGGAGCUCACUGCUAACAGAGUGAUCAUGGUCUCUGCUAUCGGCAACGAUGGACCUCUGUACGGCACCCUGAACAACCCAGCAGACCAGAUGGAUGUGAUCGGGGUCGGAGGGAUUGACUUUGAAGACAACAUCGCCAGGUUUUCCUCCAGAGGCAUGACAACCUGGGAACUGCCAGGCGGUUAUGGCAGAGUGAAGCCUGACAUCGUCACCUACGGUUCUGGCGUUCGGGGAUCAGGGAUGAAGGAGGGAUGUCGUUCUCUGUCUGGCACCAGUGUGGCCUCCCCCGUAGUGGCUGGUGCCGUUACUCUCCUGGCCAGCACCGUCCUGAACAGGGAGCUGGUGAACCCAGCCUCCAUGAAGCAGGCUCUGAUCGCCUCGGCCCGCAGGCUGCCAGGGGUCAACAUGUUUGAGCAGGGCCACGGGAAACUAGACCUGAUCAGAGCCUACCAGAUUCUCAACAGUUACAGACCUCAGGCCAGUCUGUCUCCCAGCUACAUCGACCUGACAGAGUGUCCGUACAUGUGGCCUUACUGCUCCCAGCCCAUCUACUAUGGAGGAAUGCCCACCAUCGUCAAUGUGACCAUUCUCAACGGCAUGGGUGUCACUGGCAGGAUCGUGGACAAGCCCAUCUGGCAGCCCUACCUGCCCCAGAACGGCGACCACAUCGAUGUGGCGGUCUCCUAUUCGCCGGUGCUGUGGCCGUGGGCCGGCUACCUGGCUGUGUCCAUCUCUGUGGCCAAGAAAGCGGCAUCGUGGGAAGGGGUCGCUCAAGGUCAUGUGAUGGUCACAGUGGCGUCGCCUGCAGAGAAUGAUUCUGAGGUGGGAGGUGAGCUGACCUCCACAGUCAAACUGCCCAUCAAGGUGAAGAUCGUGCCAACUCCCCCUCGCAGUAAGAGGGUGCUGUGGGACCAGUACCAUAACCUGCGCUACCCGCCCGGCUACUUUCCUCGAGACAACCUCCGCAUGAAAAACGACCCACUAGACUGGAAUGGAGACCACAUCCACACUAACUUCAGGGACAUGUACCAGCACCUGAGGAGUAUGGGAUACUUUGUUGAGGUGCUCGGAGCGCCCAUCACCUGCUUCGAUGCCAGCCAGUAUGGCACAUUGCUGAUGGUGGACAGUGAGGAGGAGUAUUUUCCAGAAGAGAUCACCAAGCUGAGGAGAGACAUCGACAACGGCCUGUCGCUCAUUGUAUUCAGUGACUGGUACAACACCUCGGUCAUGAGGAAGGUCAAGUUCUAUGACGAAAACACCAGGCAGUGGUGGAUGCCAGACACAGGGGGCGCUAACGUUCCAGCCCUGAACGACCUGAUCUCAGUGUGGGGGAUGGCUUUCAGUGACGGGCUGUACGAGGGAGACUUCACUUUGGCUGAUCAUGACAUGUACUAUGCCUCAGGCUGCAGCAUUGCCCGUUUCCCAGAAGAUGGAAUAGUGAUUGCCAAAAAUCUGAAGGACCAAGGUCUGGAGGUGUUAAAGCAAGAGACCGCAGUGGUGGAGGGGGUUCCCAUCCUCGGACUAUACCAAACGCCAUCUGAUGGGGGAGGUCGCAUCGCUCUGUACGGUGAUUCUAACUGUAUAGACGACAGCCACAGACAGAAAGACUGUUUCUGGCUGCUGGACGCUCUCCUUCAGUACACUUCCUACAGUAUGACCCCUCCCAGCCUCAGCCACUCCCACAGCAGGGUAGCCCCGCCCACAGGCACAGAGCACCCACUGCCACAGAGACUGGAAGGAAACCAUCUUUAUCGCUACUCCAAGGUUCUAGAGGCUCACCUGGGAGACCCUAAGCCCCGCCCACUACCAGCCUGCCCCCACCUGUCUUGGGCAAAGCCACAGCCACUCAAUGAGACAGCACCUAGUAACCUGUGGAAGCACCAGAAGCUUCUCUCGGUGGAUCUGGACAAAGUGGCUCUACCUAACGUGAGGGCUUACCGGCCCCAGGUCAGACCUCUGUCUCCUGGGGAGAGUGGGGCCUGGGACAUCCCCGGAGGGAUAAUGCCCGGUCGCUACAACCAAGAAGUCGGCCAGACCAUCCCCGUCUUCGCCUUCCUGGGGGCGAUGGUGGUCCUGUCCUUUUUCGUGGUGCAGCUCACGAAGGCCAAGAGCAAACCCAAGCGCAGGAAACCCCGUAUCAAACGGCCCACGUACCUCCAGCAGCAGCAGCAGCAGCAGCAGCAGCAGCAGCAGCAAUGCAGCAGCAGCAGACGACAACCGGGAAAAACCCAACUGUCUGACUGGAACUGCAACUUUGAGCUGCUGCCGGGGGGAGCCGGGGAGCCAGAUCCACCUCCAAAACCGAGAUGCUGUUAGAAGGACAACUUGUGUCGAGCAGCAACAUUUGGAGGCAAAUUUACGCAAAGUCUAACGAACUGUUGAGGCAGACGUCUGACUGCCUGCCGGACGUGAACCUACUGCGAACCCCUGGUGUCUUCUUGGAUGCUGAAAACAGUUUUUGUGCCUCUCGUCUGUUCAAGGCUGUCCGUGGGUGUUUGUGUGUGUGUGUGUUUGUGGACUGAUGAACAGUAUUAGACAGUGUUACACACAUGAUGUAAAACACACCUGGCCCUAAAAGAUGCCUGUUUGAGACAGACAUGUUGUCUACAUUUCCCUCUCUCUUCUUCGACCAAACUGUUUCUUUAUGGAUGAAAUGUGUCUGACUUUUAUAUUUAUUGAAUUUGUUCGUACCCUCACACACACACACACACACACACGCACACACACAGAAACAUAAUGCAUACUGUAUGCACUUUAAGAAUAGAGCUGUUGGCAUACACACGGACAGAUACACACACAGACAUUUCCAACUUGAGGACCAUGGAAUGAUCAAGUCUUCUCCUGCCCAUGUCUGUUUAGAAUCACUCUCUUUUCAUUGUUUUUAUAUUUUCUAUAAUGAACUCUGGCCAGGCAUUCUGUUGAUAUCCUCCUUCACCAUGAUUGACAGACUUUUUUCGAAUAUAUCUCAUCAAUUAAAAAGCAUAAUCAAAAUGA